Desarmillaria tabescens is the source of this 2421-nucleotide messenger RNA. RefSeq lists its product as uncharacterized. The record is from RefSeq and is a predicted model, not a curated record. Lineage: Eukaryota; Fungi; Basidiomycota; Agaricomycetes; Agaricales; Physalacriaceae. The coding region runs from base 1 to 1938 and encodes 645 amino acids. The transcript is spliced from 4 exons.
AUGGAAAGUCAAUUUACCUACGAGCACUUGUCCAACGACCCUACUGGCCUGUUACACAAGAGAAAUGUUGCAGCUCCUAUCGGACCUUUCGAUGGAAGGCUGGGUGCAUUGGUUGAAAAAGGGUGGUUCAUGGUGACCCCCAAUGCAUUAGGAUUGUACCAGCCUUCUCUUGGUAUCAACCGGGAGAUGUACAUGCGAGCAGACUUUAGAUAUGCCGCCGACGACCCUCUAUUGUGGCCGCAGUUCUAUGUACGCUCGGAUCCAUGGCUCAGCUGCAUACGAAAGCGUCCCAAGGACCCACUUGACCCCUUCCUACCACUCUACAAUCCUGUCGCUCGCUCUGAUUUCAGUACAUCUGGAUCUGCAUCACAGGACAGUCAACUCGGAAAGUUUUCGGACGCGUCCUUCAUUUGUCUACGCGCGGCCGCUCAGAAAGUCAUUGACAUGUCCGAAUCUCAGAGCUGGGGGUCGUCUGACUCAUUGCUUAAGGAUUUUCGUCGUGGACUGUGCACGCUCCUUCAUUGCCUCGAGUCAUUGCCGUUCAUUUUCGAUAGAAUUCGUCUGGCAGUGGCGGAGACGCAGCGCGUAGCAAUUGAAAUGCGUGCUAUCAUGGACUAUAUCACAAUUUACCGCCCACGUAUGCUGGCAACCAAUGUCCCUUCCUCUACCAAAAAUAUAGCCGAUACGGAGCUCAUCGGGGCCUUUACGACGGACCCUAUUAUCGUCGAAGAGUUUUUCAGAGCCAGAAUUCCUGUAUGGCUUCUGCUCAAGUUGGACCGACUCCCUUUCACACGAAUCGAUGCCUACACCUCCCCUUUAGAACCAAAUCAAUAUCUUAAUAUUGAGUCUCCACGAAUACGGCUUCGAUCGGUCUUUAUCGGGGCCUCUGACCAAGCUGAAAAGUACAAGGCAUUUCGGCUCUUUACUCGAAAUCACUUGAGAUUGCCGAACCCUUUUGCGCUCGUCCCCGGCGAAGUUCGUUUGGACCCUCCUCUACCAGAGCCAUUGUCAUCAACACGUGGAAAACCAUAUGAUGUUUCUACUCAAAGAGCGAAACAAAAGCAUCCGAGUCAAUCUAACCAGACAAGAUUCCUUUCAGUCAUUGUUCACCCUCGUUUACCGCCUGCUAUCCCGGUAUGGCAGGCUGCGGUGGAGUCCACAAGCUCAGAUCGUUCUCGAUGUUACCCAGAAGCAAGGAUUGCCGAAGCAAACGGAUAUAUCUUUCCACGACCAGAUAUCUUCAUUGGUGCACAGGACGAACACAAAGCUCUCGAACUCGUGAAAGCAUGGCUAUGCCUACGUCCUCUGCUACUGGCACGAGUUUCUUGUUCAUCGUAUUCAGCACAGCCGGUAGCUCAUCAAUCCUGGCGCAUUAUUCUAAACUUGGACCAUUUGAUGAAGAAUGCAAGAUCAGAUGGCGCCAGCUCAUCCAGAAGCACACCGACGAAAGCCGAGAGACGUAGAGAACAAGCCGUCGCUUUUUUGCAAGGUUGCGCGGGCGAGCUGCAGAUUGAUACUAAAUUCAAUGUUGGUCCUGCAGUUUGGAGAGGCAUAGAGCUCGAGAUGUUAACAAAUGAUCAUCAUCGGGAAAUCGCCUGGGAGCUUGCAGAACUCAACUUCAGGACAUCCGACUUGGCGGCAGAGAGCUCCAUACGUGUUUCCAUUGAUGAUGAAUGUGAUGCGCUCUUGGAAGGCUUGCCUGCAUUUGAUCCAACAGAAGAGGACCAAUUAUAUGGAAGCCACAAUUUGAUGAGAUCGAAAAAUGUGUUGCUCUUUUCUAUGUGGAGUCGUUCUUUCGCUUCUUCGGUCGUGCACCAGUCAUUCCGCGUCAUCUCCCCCAUUCUCCGCAGACUUUCGUUUGUGCCCGAGACAUGUGAGGAAAUGUAUACAGAAAGAUCGGGUCUUGUGUUUGAUAUUGCGCAGUUCCAUGAGCAGUAAUACCUUUUGAAGCUGGAGUAUAACUUGUUGAGUUAGGUGCGUUCUCUGGUGUCCUUUCGCAUUAUCCUCUCACUGUUAAAAGUUUUUAUAGUAUAGUAUCCGUUUAUAUGUUUUCAGCUAUGCCGUACUACAAUGUCUAUUUCCUUCAAUCACGGCCACCAGUAUACUUGAGGGAUUUCAUCCUGAGAAACAUAUCGCUGUCAAUGCUAUCAACAAUCAAAUACUCCUUGAAUCCAUCGCCUGGCUUGGCCCCAAAAUCUUCAACCAAGAGCGCCCCUCGAAUAAUCAUGUAGACGGAUACAAAUACUGAUUUUUCUUUCUUUCGUGCACGGACUCGAUAAAAGCCAAGGUCCUUGUCUAGCUUUGCAGUUGUUGUGCCUACGGGUUCAUCGAGAGGACGGACAAGGGCGAGAGGAAACGUUUUUCCUGCAAUAACACAAGUGAAGACCAUUAUAAGCUGCGCGAAGAAUGGACGCUCGGUGC